UGAAUAAUUAUUCCUCCACAACGCAGAGAGAGAGAGAGAGGGGUUUUGUUAGGGUUUAAGCGACAAUAGCAAACUGAUCACAGAGAAACCAACAAUCGCACGGAGGAAGCAAGCAAAAGUUGAAAGCUUCGACAACUGCCUCUACCAAUGGGACAUCUUCUGGCGAGAGUUUUUUGUGGAAUCCUGCGACGGAAAUUGCACAGGAAUAGAGGUACGGGCAUAUUACAGUACAGGGGACCUGAGGUGUUCUCCUGCGCUCUUAAUCGGAUAAAGAGAAAGGUUCCAGUCUUCAACAAGCACUCCUUCAUUCGUUCAGUGGCUCUGGCUACUGCGGGAUCGGGGCUCUUGUGUUCCAGUAUUGACACUGAUUUAAGGACAAGUAUAUCGCUUGCAAUUCCUUCACCGUUGCUUGAAUCCUUAUUGUGGUCAUGGAGAACUUUGCGGGAGAUGAUUGCCCGUCCUUCAUAUGUCUCACUGGAUCCUAUGCAAUAUGAAAAAAUUCCGUCAUUGUUUUCUAGAAUUGGCUCUGUGCCGUCAGAAGACAUAAGCAAGGGAGUUUCUGGGGAGGUCGGAGAUGGAGCAAAUACUAGUCGUGGAUGUUUGGGUAGAGACAGCAUUGCCAAUGCUGCUGCAAGGGUUGGUCCUGCUGUGGUCAAUCUAUCAGUUCCGCGGGAUAUUUAUGGACUGACCAUGGGAAAGAGUGUCGGCUCUGGAACUAUCAUAGAUUCAGAUGGCACUAUCUUGACUUGUGCUCAUGUGGUUGUUGAUUUCAAAGGUCUACGUUCUCCAUCAGAGGGGAAGGUUGAUGUGACUUUGCAAGAUGGUCGGACAUUUGAGGGUACGGUGUUGAAUGCUGACUUACAUUCUGAUAUUGCUAUUGUGAAAAUCAACUCUAAAACUCCACUUCCAAUGGCACAACUGGGGUCUUCAAGUAAGCUUCGUCCAGGAGAUUGGGUGGUAGCCAUGGGCUGUCCUCUUUCCCUUCAAAAUACAGUUACAGCUGGUAUAGUUAGCUGUGUUGAUCGCAACAGUAGUGAUUUGGGUCUUGGAGGAAUGAGGAGGGAGUAUCUUCAAACAGAUUGCGCGAUUAAUGGUGGUAAUUCUGGUGGGCCCCUUGCUAAUAUUGAUGGUGAAGUUGUUGGUAUUAAUGUUAUGAAAGUGGCUGCGGCUGAUGGAUUGAGCUUUGCUGUACCAAUUGAUUCAGUUUCCACAAUCGUAGAGCACUUCAAGAAAAACGGGAGAGUUGUUCGACCAUGGCUUGGAUUGAAAAUGCUUGAUCUUAAUCAUAUGAUUGUUGCUCAGCUUCGGGAGAAGGAUGAUACCUUCCCUAAUGUCAACAAAGGAAUUCUUGUACCAAUGGUUACCCCAGGGUCACCAGCUGACCGUGCUGGAUUCCAUCCUGGUGAUGUUGUCGUUGAAUUCGAUGGUAGGCCUGUCGGGAGCAUUAAAGAGGUAAUUGAAAUUAUGGGGGACAAAGUAGGGAAACCCUUGAAGACCGUUGUUAAAAGAGCAAACGAUAGUUCAGCGACUUUGACUGUUAUACCUGAGGAGGCAAACCCAGAUAUGUAGUUCGCAUUGAUUCUCCUCUGCACAUGUAUUGUGAUAUUUUUUGUUACACAGAGCAGAAAAUUGUCAAAAAAGGUGCAAGUGUUUAUUUCUUGGAUCUAGCCUUCACCAGAAGAAAACCAGAACAAUGGUGAUUGGCAGAAUUGGGGUAGAGAGUGAUAGAUUUCAGUAUAAGGUGACCUCAUGGAAUUCAAUUCAAGGAUUUCCAAAGACUCAGAUGUGCAGCUCAAAAAUAUAUAUGUACUUUGCUCCCCUACAUUGUAACAUAAAUUGGUACAGUCGAACCCUUACUACUUUUA
Rhododendron vialii is the source of this 1865-nucleotide messenger RNA. Its product is annotated as putative protease Do-like 14. Bases 148 to 1569 code for a protein of 473 amino acids. The transcript is spliced from 12 exons. Gene Ontology annotation, molecular function: serine-type endopeptidase activity; protein binding. Lineage: Eukaryota; Viridiplantae; Streptophyta; Magnoliopsida; Ericales; Ericaceae. Gene Ontology annotation, biological process: proteolysis. The record is from RefSeq and is a predicted model, not a curated record.